AUGAGACGAACAAUUCGUGAUUUACUCGAACCUCAUUGUGAUGUUCUUAUCAAAGAUGGAAAUAGUAAAUGUGUUUCAUCGGUUGUUAAAAAACGAUUGUACAAAAUGCAGGAUCAAGUGCACCGUUCUUCUCAUCCAACUAUGAAUGGUACUAGACCGAUGGCAAUCUUAUUUUUCUUCAUGGAUGGAUAUGUCGAUACGGUUCAAAUACAUCGACAAGCAAAGCGAGCAAUGAAAUCGCCAAGUAUUACUUCAGCAUCACAUAGUUUAAUCGCUAGCCCGCUAGAUCAAUUUCAACAGCUCACAGUUAAUGAUCGACCUAUUUCACCUACAGAUUAUACAAUAUCAGUAUCUUCACCCAUAUCUGUUACACAUUCACCAUUCAACGCGUUCCUUGGAUUUUCUAUGCCGCCUAAUCAUGAUGCAGCCGUAGUCAGUACUAGAAAUCAUCCAACAACGCAACUUUGCUUUUCUGAUUAUUCGAUAUGUAGCAAUGAAGAAGAGGAGCCACAAUGGUUAUGUCUGUUGCGAGAAAAACAGGAAAAAAUGUUAGCUUCUUGGGAGAAAAGAAUGGAAAAAAGGAGAGAAGAUAUGAUACAACGAUGGGAAAACAAAGUGAAGAAACAACGAGAAGAGUUGACCGAAAAAUUUCAGGAACAGAUCAACGAACAAAUGCGACUAAAUUUAAUAAAAAAUAAAGGAAAAAAAUCACCAACAAAUGGAAAAAAGGCAAUAAAGCGAAUUAUUAAAUAA
Molecule: messenger RNA, 753 nt
Organism: Rotaria socialis
Lineage: Eukaryota; Metazoa; Rotifera; Eurotatoria; Philodinida; Philodinidae
Source: the annotation of a GenBank genome assembly